Chiloscyllium plagiosum (whitespotted bambooshark) is the source of this 2390-nucleotide messenger RNA. Its product is annotated as organic solute transporter subunit beta. Gene Ontology annotation, cellular component: plasma membrane. The record is from RefSeq and is a predicted model, not a curated record. Gene Ontology annotation, biological process: bile acid and bile salt transport. Gene Ontology annotation, molecular function: transmembrane transporter activity; protein heterodimerization activity. Lineage: Eukaryota; Metazoa; Chordata; Chondrichthyes; Orectolobiformes; Hemiscylliidae.
CCACUUGUGGCAUAUCUGAUGGGUUUUCAGUCUCCUCCCACUCCCUCCACGGUGCUGUGAUCCUUCCCUUUGGUAAAUGAGUUGCAGACUGAAGCCUGGGGAGAGGUUCGUCCAAAGUGGGGGAAGAGUCCGCAUUUGGUUACGCACGAACAUUUGGAUCUUAACACCUGCCUCAGCCUGAAGGUUCACCUGGUGUCUGCCCGCUCAGUGAAAGGAGCCCCAGUCUCUUCAGUCUUUCCUGAUGGUUAUAAUCUCUUAGUUAUUGACCUGCCAUAGAUGUUGAGAAAGAGAAAAUGCAAUCUUCUGAAGAUAUUUUCCCCACAUUUUUAAAAAACAGACCAGUCUCGAUAUAUUGGACUUGGCACACACUAUAAAUUGAAAAAUGAUCUAUAAGCUGAAGAGAAACUCUUUUUGUUGGCUUAUUCUGUGCCUGCUCCUGCAAGGAAUGGAAAGUUUUAUCAUAAAGAGUUCUGACGAUCAAUGCUUGGAGGCCUCUUUGGAGAGUGAUCGGGUAAUGAUGGACAGUUGUAAUCCGGACUCGCAGCUCCAAGACUGGGCGUGGAAACAAAAGCGGUUUAUUAAUCAGGGAACACGGAGGUGUCUUUCUGCAGACCAGAGUCUCCUUGUUCAGACUGUAGCUUGUGAGAAUGUGGCCAACUUAACGUGGACGUGCCGCAAACAUCGACUUAUCCACACGGCCACGUCCAUGUUUCUGAUUGCUGAGGGAAACGUGGUGUCUAUUUCUGAAGAAAGAAAAAAAAAUUCCAAGUGGAACUCAAUGAACAACACAGGCAUUUGCCAGAUGCUUUUACAGAGAAACCCAGAGACAACAUCAGCAAAGACUCAAAUGUUACUGGCACAAUUUGAAGAAACCCUUGAUGGGGUCAUCAGUGAUGGGAGACAGAAUGACACCCACGUGGAAGAAACUACCACAGAGAAACACCAGCCUUAUCCGAUAGAGGAUUCCACUAACUGGAACUAUGCUAUGUUGGCGCUUGCAUUCAUUACACUGUUCCUGGGAUUUCUUAUUCUGGUUUUAUGUUCCAGGGCAAACAAGAAGAAAAAGAUGAAGGAAGUGAAUGAAUUAAAGAACAGGAGUGCGACAGAAAGUGAGGCAUUGCAAAAGACGACAACACAAUAUGCAGAUGAGAUUGACGACCCUGCAGAAACUGACCAAAUGUUACGGACCAAGCAAGCCUACAUUCCCUUUGAGCAGGUGCCAAAGAGUUCAUCCCCCAAAAUCUCAUCCAAACCAGGAGAGAUCAUGAUUGAAUGGAAGGAUGGAAACAUAAGUUCCCUUUUCAUGGAUGCAAAAGAAGGUGAUAUGUAGAUCCCCAAGUUACAGGACUGAGCUUGCGAUGGAGAAUCUAUUUUUAAGAUGAAAAGAAUUAAUUUUUGUAAAAUAUUUUUAGCCAAUAAAAGAUCCAAUUGUAGAGGAGGAAAGGAUUAGUAAACAAAUGAGUCAGAGGUAAAGGACAGUUACUUAUCUUGCCGAAAGUGGGAACUGGUACUCCGGAAGGUGGUGGGACCACAAUUCUUCACAAUUCAUCUCAACAAUAUGGUCUCAGGUUUCAGAAGUACAAGCUCAAAAUUUUAUGGCUACAAAUUAGGGGAUAUAGUUUAAUGUGAGGAGAACAUAAACAUAUAUAUCAUUAGCAAAUGAAUUUCAAUAUAGGUAAGUGUGAGGUAUUAAAUUUUGCAGGACAAAUAAAGAAGCUAUUUACUGAUUGGUAAAGAAGAGGUUAAAUGAAAUGGAGAAAUAAAGUGAUACAGAUGUACAGAUACACAGGCCAUUAAAAGUAGCAAUGCAGAUCAGAAACGUCAUUAAAAUGUAGUAGUUCAAUUUGAGAAGGACAGAACUAAUAAAUGUAGAAGUUAUGUCAAACUCAGACCAAACUUUAGCCUUCACAUUAAGAUUGUUAAAUGGUUUGAUGGGGUAGACAGAGAAGAUGUGUCCACUCACUGGAAAGACCAAACCUGAGGCCACAAAUAUUAAGAGGUCUCUAAUAAAUCCAACAGCAAAGUAGUGAAAACCUCUUCAUCCAAAGAGUGGCAACUAGGUGGAGAUCAGUACCAAAAGAAAUAGCUGAAAUGAACAUUACAGGGAAUAGAUAGAUAAGGAAGAACACAAUAAAUGGAUAUAUUGAUAUGUUAGAUGAAGGCAUUGUCAGUGUGAAACUAAAUGCUAGCUUACAUGAGGGUUGGUUAAAUAGCCUGUAUCUGUGCUGUAACCACUAAGUAAUUAAUCUAGAUAUUUCCUACAGAGACAUUUAACCCAUGUCUGCUGCUGACUUGCUGCACAUAUAGAAGGGAGAUUAUCCUAUUUACCUUAAGUGGUUUAUUUUUAUAAUGUAUAAUUCAUCAUCAGCAUUAAAAGUAUUUAACCAGUU